Theileria annulata is the source of this 363-nucleotide messenger RNA. RefSeq names its product actin depolymerizing factor, putative. Gene Ontology annotation, biological process: actin filament fragmentation; cell motility; actin filament severing. Gene Ontology annotation, cellular component: actin cytoskeleton; cytoplasm; actin cortical patch. The record is from RefSeq and is a predicted model, not a curated record. Lineage: Eukaryota; Apicomplexa; Aconoidasida; Piroplasmida; Theileriidae. Gene Ontology annotation, molecular function: actin filament binding. The coding region runs from base 1 to 363 and encodes 120 amino acids. The transcript has 2 exons.
AUGGAAAGCGGAAUUAAAGUAUCCGAAGAAACUGUCGCAAAGUUCAACCAGAUGAAACUAAAGAAAGUGAAAACCAGAUACAUGGUACUUAAGGUGAAGGGAAACUUCGUAGAUGUAGAGAAUGAUGGAGAGGGAGAUGUGGAGGAACUCUUGACAGUACUACCAAAUGAUGAAUGUACAUUUGUAGUUUACGACAAGGGACAAAACCUUGUGUUGUUCAUGUUCGCGCCCUCUGGAGCCACCACUCAGUCGAGGACAGUGUACUCGACAACAAAGCAGACUGUAGAAAACGCUUUACCAGGAGUCAGACUCCAUAGGAACCUUGUUGAGGAUCACGAUGAGGUCAGAGACGCUCUAAAAUGA